AUGGAGAGUACGAGUUCGAUGAAGGAGGUUGCAAGGAUUGUCGGAACUGAGAAGAGGAGGGGGAGAAGAGUUGUUGCUAGGGUGAAGAAAUCCUCGACCCCCCACGCGCAACUGGAACUCCGGCAUGCUAUACUACCCGUCCCCGAGCCAGGGAAUGGAGAGGUAUUGGUUAAGUUGGAGUGCACUGGGUUCUGUCACUCGGUUCUGCGUUGCAUUCAUGGCGAGUUACCCCUGAGUAUUAAUGUCGUGGGUCAUGAGGGUGUGCGGGAGGAGUAUGUUGUCUCUCCGGCGGAUUUCGUGUCCCUGAUCCCCGAGAACCUGGCGCCGGAGGCCGUAGCGCUGUUGCUGUGUGCCGGCUUGACCAUGUACGGUGCCUUGAACAAGCUCGAUAAGUACUGUGACAAGGGCGAUUGGGUGGUGAUCAUGGGUGCCGGCGGUGGUUUAGGCCAUCUAGGAAUUCAAGUAGGCAAAGAAAUGGGAUACAGAGUCAUCGCCGUAGAUAGCGAAUCCAAACGUGACAUAUGCAUGCGAUCCGGCGCGGAGGCAUUCGUCGAUUUCCCGAGACAGCCCCUCACGGACGGCAUCGGCGCCCACGCCGUGAUCGUUGUCGUCGGACUGAAAAAAGCCUGCGAGCAGAGCGUCAACUUCCUCCGGCCCGUGGGCACGCUCGUCUGCGUCGGCCUCCCCCGCCCGGACUACCACCUCCGCGUCUCGCCGUUGAUGUGCGUGGACCGCGGGUACAGGAUUGUGGGCAGCGCCGUGGGCACCGGAGAGGAGAUGCAGGCUUUGCUGAAGUUGGCGGCGGACGGUAAGCUCUCGACGCACGUUCGGGUCUCUGGGUUUGAGCAGAUCAAUGAGGUUGCGGGGUUGUUGGAGCGGUUCGAGGUCGAGGGACGGGCGGUGUUGCGGAUGCCGUAG
Molecule: messenger RNA, 918 nt
Organism: Aspergillus homomorphus CBS 101889
Lineage: Eukaryota; Fungi; Ascomycota; Eurotiomycetes; Eurotiales; Aspergillaceae
Exons: 9
Coding region: 1-918 (305 amino acids)
Source: RefSeq, a predicted model, not a curated record